AUGGAGGAAAUGUUCCUAUUGAUAGAGAGACAAAAUGCCGUCAUUGAGAGACAAUCUAUAGAAAUAAAAAAUCUAAAAAGCAAAGUCCAUUUCCUUGAGAGUAAAUCUGGAUUGGGUAUUGUGGAGGACCGAACGGGCGAAGUUAAUAACAACAAGAUCAAUAAAACAGAGGGGAAUGUCGGAAAUGUGGAUGUUAAGAGACCAAUGCAUGACGCCGAAACCAAAAGGAACCAAAUACGAAGAUUCCUUUCACCAAGUUCGGCUGAAGGUCAUGUAGCCUUCUAUGCUUAUAUUUCAAAAGACUUCGGUGGAGUUGGUGUUGAUCACGUUUUUCUCUAUGAUACUGUGGUUACGAAUUACGGAAAUGCGUACAACAAACACACCGGAGCUUUCAUGGCGCCCACCACGGGAGUGUAUGCAUUUUCUUACACCAUCUAUGCUGCCGGUGAACAUGUUGCUGGAGAGACGGGCGCCUACGGUGAAGUGUCUGUCAAGCUGGUUCAUAAUGGUGCGUACAAAGGCUCUAUUUAUGUUGACACUGAGACGCAAUAUGAAGAAGAAAUGUCAACGGGAUUUGCCAUCCUCAUGUUGCAAGCUGGAGACGUAGUAUUGACGAAGACAACAUAUAGAGGUCAAGGCUCCUUUCACAGUAACGAGUCCGGAAGAUGGUCUUUUGCUGGGUUUCAGAUAGCUUAAACAAUGUAUUACAGUAUAAAUAUUAUUAAACUUUCAUGA
This is a messenger RNA of Saccostrea cuccullata (small rock oyster), 735 nucleotides long. RefSeq names its product complement C1q tumor necrosis factor-related protein 3-like. The record is from RefSeq and is a predicted model, not a curated record. Lineage: Eukaryota; Metazoa; Mollusca; Bivalvia; Ostreida; Ostreidae. Gene Ontology annotation, molecular function: protein binding. The transcript is spliced from 2 exons. The coding region runs from base 1 to 696 and encodes 231 amino acids.